This is a messenger RNA of Corylus avellana, 762 nucleotides long. Lineage: Eukaryota; Viridiplantae; Streptophyta; Magnoliopsida; Fagales; Betulaceae. The record is from RefSeq and is a predicted model, not a curated record.
AUGGCCUCCUCCCAAGUCUUCGUCUCCUCCAUCUUCACCUUCUUCAUCCUCCUUCCUCAAAUAACAUCAAGCGCCGUAAUUUGCAAAACCUCGUCAUGUGGCGACAGCGAAAACCCGCUUGUCAAGUUCCCUUUCCGACUGAAAGGCACCGACGCCGACCAGUCGUGCGGCUAUCCGGGAUUCGAUCUCUCAUGCAACAACCAAAACCAGACAAUCCUCACUCUCCCUUCCGGCGACGUCGUCGUCGAAAUAAUCGACUACUACGAGCAAUCAAUAUAUAUCGACUUCGACGACCCAGAUCACUGCUUUGCCGGACGCCUUCUGCAGAACUUCACUCUCUCCGGCACUCCUUUCCAGUUCCCAGCCUUUCGAAUGUACGUGACCUUCUUGAACUGCUCCGCCAACGUGACGAUGAUACAUGGGCAGGCUAUUGAUUGCGUUAGCGGCGACGGCUAUAAGAUCUGGAUCACACCGAGUGCCUAUCUUGGGUUUUUGAUGACGCUGCCGCCGUCGUGUCAGGUGAUAUUGAUGGCUUUGGCUCCUAUGUCACAACUGUCGCCGACACGGCUGUUGAUGCAUUUGACUUGGGGUGAGCCUAGUUGUGGAGAAUGUGUCGCCGGCGGUGGAUACUGUGCGCGCAAGAGUGCUACGACUCUGGAUGUUGGAUGCUUUCCAGCCUUGAGUUCUCCAAGCAGCAAUGGAACAAAGACAAACAUAGUAGCUAAGGUUCUCCUCAUAUCAAGAUUAGUUGCAAUUCAUUAA